Messenger RNA from Solanum pennellii, 1923 nucleotides. RefSeq names its product pentatricopeptide repeat-containing protein At5g15300. Gene Ontology annotation, molecular function: RNA binding; protein binding. Bases 53 to 1660 code for a protein of 535 amino acids. The transcript has 2 exons. NCBI's taxonomy places the organism in Eukaryota, Viridiplantae, Streptophyta, Magnoliopsida, Solanales, Solanaceae. The record is from RefSeq and is a predicted model, not a curated record. Gene Ontology annotation, biological process: RNA modification.
GCCCAAUAUUAGUUGAUGAAUCGGUAGGAGCACAUCUAUGUGUGGGAGAUAAAUGAUCAAAAAGACAAUAGCAAGCAGGAGUUCAAAUCUUCACCGACAAUCAUCACUAUGGAGCAAAUGCAAAGAUCUCCAAUCCCUAAAGCAAAUUCAUGCUUUGAUGAUCAUCAAUGGCUUCAACUCCAAUCGCAUUGCUCUCAGGGAGCUAAUAUAUGCUUCUGCUGUUACUUUCUCUGCAUCUAUACACUAUGCCCACAAGCUGUUUGCUCAAAUUACUCAACCAGAUCUCUUCAUGUGGAACACUGUGCUUAGAGGCUCAGCUCAGAGUCACAGGCCUUCUCUUGCUGUUUCCGUUUAUACCCACAUGGAAAAAGAUUCCAUACGUCCGGAUAGUUAUACUUUUCCGUUUCUACUCAAGGCAUGUACCAAGCUUUCUUGGCUUGUUUCUGGCCUUACCGUACAUGGAAAAAUUGUUAAACAUGGGUUUGAAUCUAAUAAAUUUGCGAGGAAUACCCUUAUAUAUUUUCACGCUAAUGUUGGAGAUAUAAGAAUAGCAGGCCAACUUUUUGAUGGUUCUGCUAAGAGGGACGUUGUUGCUUGGUCUGCUUUGACGGCUGGAUAUGCGAGAAGAGGGGAAUUGGAUGCGGCAAGGAGGCUUUUUGAUGAUAUGCCGGUUAAAGACUUGGUUUCUUGGAAUGUAAUGAUCACUGGGUAUGUGAAGCAAGGGAAGAUGGAUAAUGCGAGGGAGUUGUUUGAUAUUGUGCCAAAGAGGGAUGUUGUGACUUGGAAUGCCAUGAUUUCUGGAUAUGUGCUUUGUGGAGAAAAUGAGAAGGCUUUGAAAAUGUAUGAAGAGAUGAGAGGUGCAGGGGAAUACCCUGAUGAAGUCACCAUGUUGCACCUUUUAUCCGCUUGCACGGAUUCAGCAUUCUUGGAUGUUGGCGAGCAGAUACAUCGAUCAAUUAUUGAGAUGGGUGCAGGCGAGUUAAGCAUAUUUCUCGGUAAUGCACUUGUAGACAUGUAUGCUAGGUGUGGCAGCAUUAGGAAGGCACUUGAAGUGUUUCAAGGCAUGAGAGAGAAGGACGUGUCGUCUUGGAACAUAAUUAUAUUAGGAUUAGCUUUCCAUGGUCAUUCUGAAGAAUGUAUCUCUCUUUUUGAAGAUAUGAGGAGAAUGAAGUAUAUCCCUAAUGAAAUUACUUUUGUUGGUGUAUUAGUUGCUUGUAGUCACGCUGGUAAAGUUGAUGAUGGCCGAGAAUAUUUCAGCAUGAUGAGAACUGACUACAAUAUUGAGACAAACAUAAGGCACUAUGGUUGUAUGGUGGAUAUGCUAGCGCGUGCAGGACUAUUGAAUGAAGCGUUUGAAUUCAUAAACACGAUGGAGAUUAAACCAAAUGCUAUUAUAUGGAGAACACUGCUAGGAGCUUGUAAAGUUCAUUCCAAUGUCGAGCUGGGAAGGUAUGCUAAUGAGCAGUUGCUUGAAUUGGGAAGGGAAGACAGUGGGGACUAUGUCUUGCUGUCUAAUAUCUAUGCGUCGAGGGAUGAAUGGGAUGGUGUUGAAAGGGUGAGGAAGUUGAUGGAUGACAAUGGGGUUUGGAAAGAACCUGGUUGUACUUUAAUUGAGGCUGAUGAUUAUGAUGUCAAGAAUUUUUGUUUCGAUUCCAAGUGAGCAACCAAGCUUAAUGCCAAACUUUGUCCAUCCUCUGUGGGAGGGUACAAAGACGACGUCUUUGAUCCAACUCUUCCGUAUAUUCACAUCAUGAACCACUGUAGUUCAUUAGACGUGUAAAUUGCAAUUCGGAUUUGUGGUCAUUGUAUGCCUCAUUUAGACAUUUUGUUGUAGUCUUCCUUGGUGCACACAACAUUAAUUUAUAUUUGCAGCACCAAAUAAAAUUUAUAGCUUGAUAUAUGGUCCUAAGCUUUAUUUAGAAA